GAAUGACUUAUAACCCCCCCCGUUGGUGUGCAAGGGCAAAAGAAGCCCCCUUCUUCGUUGCUCUCCCUCUCAGCCCCUUUUUACUGUCAUGAGCUAUUAUUAGGCUUCUAAUUAUCUGUAUCUUUCCAAUUUUUACAGAAUGACUAAAGUGCCCCUCCUCUUUUUCUUCAGAUUGCACACGACACGGAAGGAGCAACCCGUGCUCGUUCCUUCGCUCCCCAGUCCCCAUACCCGUUCGUGACCGAGCCGCCACAGAGAGCGCCCGCCUCUGCUCCGCCUCGUCGCCCGCCUCUGCUCCGCCUCGUCGCCCGCUGCUGCUCCGCCGUCUCCCCACGCCCGCCGCCCUCCAGGACCUCCUCCAAGAUGUGGACUGGAGAUUGACAUGGGGAUUUGAGGGGUUCUGGAUUGAAAAAGGGGUAUGAUGGAUCUGCAAAGGGAUAUGUCUACGUGUAUGCAUGAAUCUAGCAAAUCCAGUGUGACUAACCUAACCACGGGAGCUACUUCGGCCAAUGAUGGGGACGAAAAUCCUGUUCCUAUUAUUGAUUGGUCUUCUCUUGUGAUUGAACCUACUAAUGAGGGGGACGAAAAUGCUGGGGAGGAAAAGGGGAUACCGGAUGAAAAGCCGGUGGAUGAGCACGCCAUGUUUGCUCUGUUUGGUUUUAAAACAGAGGAGAAUGUGCGAGCUGAUGAUGUGAAGCCAAAUAUUCCUAUUCCUAAUUAUGGCCUACAUGAUUGUGAGGGUGCUGAUAUGUUUGUCGAUGAUAAGGCUCCAAAUGAGCCACUUAUUGUGUGGGACGAACGGCACCCGCAUAUGGAUGUUGGGACGCCAUAUCCUAAUAUGGUUGAAUUUAGAAAGGCCAUAAAACAAUUUGCUAUCAAUGGGGAGUUUGAAUAUGGCACUAAAAAAAAUGAGCCAGAGAGGUUUCGGGCGUUUUGUAAAGGUAAAUCCCAAAAAGAUGAACCUUGCAAAUGGGCCAUAACCGCUAAUUGGCAGCGAGAUGCAAAGUGUGUCAUGGUUGUGAAGCAUCAAACACAACAUAUUUGCAGCUCAACAAGUGGAAAAGUGACAAAUAUGACAUGCCAAUCUUGGGUGGCUGAUAAGGCAAAGGCUAUUCUGAAGAAAGAUCCCACCUUAAGUGUCUGUGAAGUUACUUAA
Molecule: messenger RNA, 1156 nt
Organism: Lolium perenne
Lineage: Eukaryota; Viridiplantae; Streptophyta; Magnoliopsida; Poales; Poaceae
Source: RefSeq, a predicted model, not a curated record